GGCCGGGGCCGACGGGUUCCGGGUUAACCGCAUUUUUUUGAAUUCCAAUUCGGGCUCCGGUCGAACUCAGCCCGAUCGUUGAAGUUGACGGCGACCUUAACUAAGUCUUCGUAUCGCCGCGCUGCCUUCGGUUGAUCGGCACUCCAAGGAGGCGGCUGACGGCGAACAACGAUGUUUCCGACGGAAAGCGAAGAUUCUGAUCAAAGUAUUUCGGAAGACGAAGACAUAGAUUAUAAUUGGUCAACGAGUUGUGUUUCCCUUGGCAGUCCUGCUGAGAAUAAGGGAAAUAUAGGGAUUCUCUCACAGCUUGAGACACUAAAGGAUCUGCAUAAACUUGAUUGCACAUCCAUGGCUAUCCCUGAAUCUCCAGAGAGGCGAAAUGAAUUAUGUAUUGAUGAUGAUGUUGAGCUUCCUGUUUUCAACAAUGAGCACCAUUUCAGCGUGGCUUCAUCUUGCAAUCCAGAUGAGGAAAUUGGGUUAUUUCCUGUAUUCGAAGGUAUUUGCAACUCUGAAGAGGAAACUGUUUCUGAUGAUGAGAAACUUAAUGUUGUAAGUGUUAAAUGUGAGACAGAGAGCACGCUGUCAAGAGAAAAUGAGCAUACUGAGGCAUUCUAUUCCAACAAUGAAAAAUCUGGCUGCUCAUUAGUGUGUGGUAUCUCGCCGAAACAUAUUCAUCCAGCUAAUGGUGCUAGUUCCUUAUAGCUUGGAAGACAAGGGAGUGUGAAGCACAGUCAUUUAUUUUGCUACCACAGAGAAAAAGAAGCUAGUCAUUCUGUAGUUGGCGGUGACACCUUUAAAUGUAACAUUUCGCUAUCUCAGAUUCCACUAAGUGUAGAUUUAUGUACAGAUCCACAUAUGCUUGGGAAGAGUGGGUUGGAAGACUCAUUGGGUAACAUGCAAGAAAAUGAAAUAGAACUGAUAGGGAAUGAUGCAGCACCAUCUGACAUAGCAACUGAACACAAAUCUAGUGAGCGAUCAAUGGCUGAGCUUCUGGAUUGUUUUCAGGAGAAAAGGUCUUUGCAGUUGGGGAAUUCUGUGAAGUAUUAUAAUAUAAACAGAACAAGGGUAACACACUUUCCAAGGAGAAAUAUAUCACCAUUGGGUGAUAGGGGUGCAGUUGAUGAUGAUAUACCAUCAAGUGAUGGUGAGGAAAUCCCUCAAGUGUUGAAAGCUGUCGUCCCUGAGACAACAAUUGCAGACCAAUUUCAUGAAGCUCUAGGUAGUGCAACUAGGAAUGACAGAAUACCACAUGUUUCCACCACUGGGAAACACUGCAGUGGGUUAUUUUUUGACUUGCAACGCGUGAUGCUGAGUGAGAAGGAAAGGGAUCUCACUUUCAUGAACCACACAUCGAGAGUCCCUGGCCUGAGUGGCGAAAAAAUCUGUAUUGAUGUGAAAAUUUUAUCAAGCUCUUUGGAGGCAAAGCUGUUUAUUUGUCAAUGCACUUUAAAAGGAGAAGAGUGUUCUGACGGGAUAAAUCAUCCUAACUUCAAAAAGACUAAGGGAGGAAGUUCUUUAACUGUCAUCUUUAAUCCGACGAUAUGUAAUGAUGUUGAACUUGAUAAAGGGAACCUCAUCCGCAUUUACCCUCCUUGGAAGGAGGUUAAUGCCAAACUAAAUGACGAGGUUGUGAUUUUAUCCAGAUAUUUUUCAAGAGUAGCCUCUGAUCAAAUUAGCGGUAUGAUAAUGAGUUAAUGCCAUAUGGUGGACCUCAAUGUUUUCUGUGAGCUGUCCACUAUUGUACUUCGUCAUUAAUUCUGAGGUUGUUUCUUUGUGAACCGUGUGAAGCUAUCAUUUAAAGAUUGACACAUUUACAAGUUUAUGUAGCCCUAUUAUUUCUUAGUGCUAAGUCUGUUAAAAGAUGUGAAGAACACAAGUGCAAAACAGUGGUCCAUUAGUUAUUAAGUUCCUAGUAUUGAAGUUUUUAAUUAAAAUUAUUUACUUAAGUUCUGGCUUAUAGUUAUUUGUUUGCAAAUCAUGUUCAAACAAAUAAGCGUGUGUGUAUCUAGUUCAUAUACCUGUACCUGCAAUAUGUUUGUUAUUGUGUUAGUGAAGUUCAUUCAGACUUCAGACAGAUAUUGUUCCUGACAAAUGUAUGAAGAGGAAAAAUACUACGGAGUACAAUUAUUAAGGCAAAAAAU
This is a messenger RNA of Cuscuta europaea, 2141 nucleotides long. Lineage: Eukaryota; Viridiplantae; Streptophyta; Magnoliopsida; Solanales; Convolvulaceae. The record is from the annotation of a GenBank genome assembly.